This is a messenger RNA of Musca vetustissima, 2424 nucleotides long. RefSeq names its product serine-rich adhesin for platelets-like. NCBI's taxonomy places the organism in Eukaryota, Metazoa, Arthropoda, Insecta, Diptera, Muscidae. The record is from RefSeq and is a predicted model, not a curated record. Bases 1 to 2424 code for a protein of 807 amino acids. The transcript is spliced from 2 exons.
AUGGCAACAUUAGCAAUUGAACAGCAAAAUAACACCCACUUAACAGUAACGUCGACGUCGGCUAAAGGCAACCACGGUAACGCGGCUAACACCAACGCUAACGUCAACGCUCUGUGCAGUAGACCCAUUAAAAUCCCCCUACCAGCAGGUGCCGGUUCCACUUCCUUUGCCACACAAUUAUCCACCGGUUCGGCUGAUAGUGCCUGUGUGGUAGCAGCCAGGGGCAGUACCAGUAGCAGCAGUACCAACAAUGAUGAUGAUAUUGGUGGUGGCCACACACCCUGCUCCUCAUUCGUUUCUCUAACAGGGGCCAGUGCAGAGGCACGUCGCAAAGAUGAUAUCUUGGCCAUUACUCAACGUAGUGCCAGUCUGAGCUUACAUGGAGCCGCCCAUCCCAAAUCCCAAUUGCAAAAACUUAAACAGCCUGCCUAUCGUCAGCUGUUGUCUCAAGACAGCGGGAUUGAUAAUGAUCGCGAUUCGGCCGUAGGCUCUCAGCAACAAUUGAAAUCGGCUCAUUGCUCAUCAUCGAGUAAUGAAUCGAUUGGAGCGAAUUCAUCGGGAGAUCUUUCCCAUUCAAAAUACUCAGAGGAUGCCCUCGAAUCGGAAUCCUCUAGUGGCUAUUCGGGUAGUACCCAUAGCUUUGGGGCUUUGAGUUCGGGAAACAAUGGCGGCACACGAAGGAUUAAAUAUAAAUCCUGUAACAGUUCAACCACCCUAGGGUUGGGUGUUGAGGAUCGCAUUGAUGAGGUAGAGGAUUUGCAUUUGGAUGAUGAAGAUGAUGAUGAGGACGUUGAGGAAGAUGUGGUGGAUGGUGAAAAUCCUCAUGACGAAGAUCCCGAUGAUAGUGGCCUGCAAAUGUGUGUUAGUCCCAAUCCAGGCAAGGCCACAUGCACCACCAAGACCGAAUCAGAAGUUCUUGAAAAAGAAGUCAAAAAAUCUUCCGAAAAAUCUGCCGAAGAUUUAAAAACUCCCAAACUUAAGGGCCAGGUCUUGGCCACAGAUGGUAAUUAUUAUUUCCCCCUGCUGAACAUCUCCGAUGAUCCCGUCAUCAAUCCCAAAUUGAUAAAUAAAAAAGAUGGCCUACAGGAUUGCAUGUAUUAUCUCGAUGAAUUCGGCAGCCCGAAGUUACGAGAGAAAUAUGCUCGAAAACAAAAACUCAAGGAGUUAAAACAACAGCAAAAGGCCAAGAAAAAAGCGGCCAAGGAAUUGGCAAAUAUGGCCGAGACUGGCACAAGUGGUAACUCGAAAACCUGCUCCUCGACAGACAACAACACAACAACCACAACCAAAAAACGCCACUGCACAUUUACCACCCAGGAAUGUCAGGAAGCCAAUGAAACAGAAUUACAGCCCCUGCAACCGCAUACAGAAACUAACCCACCCGCCACAAACAAAUCAUCCAAAAACACAUUAGAAACUCACUGUGAUACUAAAGAGAAGAAUAGUCAUUUAAGUUAUGCUAAGAAGAAGUCUACAACAACCACAACAACUACAACUACUGAUAGCUGUAAGAAAAGUCUUUUGAAAAAUGAAGUUGGCGACCAAGAGGAGAGUACCGUGGUGGCCUCCGAAGUUAAAGCCGAUGAUGAUCAUAUUGUCGAUGCAGAACACAAAUGUAAUGAUGAUGACAACAACAAUGGUCCCUGCCCCAAUGAUCCCUGCAAUUUGCGUAAAGCCUCAAUGACAGCGUCCUGUGUUAGCUGGACCAAGGUGAUUCAAUCAACGGGACGGCCGCGUAAAAUAAUUAAAAUUGUCCGCAAGAAAAAGAAAAAUGAUAGUGGUGACGAUUCCACCACAACCUUGGAUACUCGUAACAAUUCCUUUAGCUCAUUGGGUGCCUUUGAUAACCAAAACGAUAUGACUACUACGGCCACCAAACCCACCUUCAAUCGAUCGGCAUCGUGUAACAAUGUCAAACGGAUUAUCACAAAACGUGUCGUCGUACGACGUAACAGCAGUAUAGUUCGUAAACCCAGCACCGGUGAUAUAUUCGGCAAUGAUAAUGACAAAAGUAAUUCAACUCCGCCACCGAAAUUUCAGGCUCAACCUGCUAAGCCAUUGCCGGUAUUUACCACUCAAUCGUUGUUCCAUAAACCGCCAGCCUCAAACAGCAACAACAACAAACAAACGGAAACAAGUGUAAAACUUAAAAUUGCCUCAUCGUCAUCGUCCUCGGCGUCAUCAUCGGAAACGGCCUCAAAAAAAUCGCAUUCGUCUUCCUCCUCAUCGUCUUCGUCGUCGACAACGACAACAACUACUUCAAGUUCAUCGUCGUCAUCGUUGACAUCGACCACAACAACGACCACCACGACGACGACAACAACUUCAAGUUCCAAAACGAAAAAGAAAAAAAUCAAUAAAAAUGCUCUCACACGCAAUCCGAGUAGUAAUAAAAAAUACGCAGAUCCAAGUAGGGAAUUAUAA